AUGGGGAAGUGGUCACCUGCAGCUGCCCAGACCUGGCACCCAGGAGAGGAGCAGGCAGGGGCAGCUGUCCUGGCCUGGGAGGGGUGUGUAUCGACUAGAUACUUCUACAGACUAUUCCUUGGGGCCACACGUAGGUUCUUGAAUCCCGAAUGGAAAGGGGAGAUUGAUAACUGGUGUGUUUAUGUUCUUACAAGUCUUCUGCCUUUUAAAAUCCAGUCCCAGGACAUCAAAGCUCUGCAGAAAGAACUUGAGCAAUUUGCCAAGCUCCUGAAGCAGAAGAGGAUCACCCUGGGAUAUACACAGGCCGAUGUGGGGCUCACCCUGGGGGUUCUAUUUGGGAAGGUGUUCGGGCAAACGACCAUCUGCCGCUUUGAGGCUCUGCAGCUUAGCUUCAAGAACAUGUGUAAGCUGCGGCCCUUGCUGCAGAAGUGGGUGGAGGAAGCUGACAACAAUGAAAAUCUUCAGGAGAUAUGCAAGGCAGAAACCCUGGUGCAGGCCCGAAAGAGAAAGCGAACCAGUAUCGAGAACCGAGUGAGAGGCAGCCUGGAGAAUCUGUUCCUGCAGAUAUAA
This is a messenger RNA of Macaca mulatta (Rhesus monkey), 570 nucleotides long. Lineage: Eukaryota; Metazoa; Chordata; Mammalia; Primates; Cercopithecidae. The record is from RefSeq and is a predicted model, not a curated record.